This is a messenger RNA of Paramecium octaurelia, 294 nucleotides long. NCBI's taxonomy places the organism in Eukaryota, Ciliophora, Oligohymenophorea, Peniculida, Parameciidae. The record is from the annotation of a GenBank genome assembly.
AUGGAUUAAGACCCUGAGCCUCCUAAAUCUAGACUUACUAAAUUCUUUGAAAGAGUUGACAAUUGGAUUGGACCAUCCAGACUUUAAUACAAACCUGCUUGUCAUGACUUAAAGGAAAUGAUUGUAGAAUGUGUAUUAGAGUCAGAUUGUAUGAAAAACAAUGAAGGAGAUUUUAGAUUCUGUUUAACUGAAGGAAUCAAUAAGGAAUGUAAAGCCAUAAGACAUGAUUGGUAUGUUUGCAGAAAAUCAUAAGUGGAUUGGAAUAAACAUCAUUUUAAAGACGAUCCUCGCUGA